This is a messenger RNA of Erpetoichthys calabaricus (reedfish), 2577 nucleotides long. RefSeq names its product crystal protein-like. Lineage: Eukaryota; Metazoa; Chordata; Cladistia; Polypteriformes; Polypteridae. Bases 44 to 1750 code for a protein of 568 amino acids. Gene Ontology annotation, molecular function: cholinesterase activity. The transcript is spliced from 8 exons. The record is from RefSeq and is a predicted model, not a curated record.
CUGGAGGGAUUCAGAAACUUGAAGUACAUCACUAAGUGUGGAAAUGUCCCUUUCUUUGCGGUUUGUGCUGAUCCUUGCUGCCUGUGAAUUGGGUGUCAGUCAGACUGUUGAUUCCCUUCUGGUCCAAACUCCACUAGGUUUGAUCAAAGGAGUUCGAACAUCCCACUCUCAGAGUUUUUGGGGAAUUCCCUAUGCAGAUGCUCCCACUGGUUGGCGUCGUUGGAAGCCACCUCAAGAUCUGUCUCCCUGGCAUGGAAUAUAUGAUGGAACAUUUCCUCGGCCAGGGUGCCCACAGCUCUGUAAGCAGUUGGUAUUUGCAUGUCCUAAACAGAUAAGUGAAGACUGCCUCUACUUGAAUGUUUUUGUUCCAUUGACUGCAAGUCUCACUCCUGCACCCAAAUACUCUUCUCUGCCUGUCAUGGUGUGGAUUCAUGGGGGUAACUUCCGUGAUGGUACUGGCUCAGCACUACUAUAUGAUGGAUGCUUCCUUGCAAACUCCACAAAUACUGUUGUAGUGACCAUCAACUAUCGCCUGGGGGCACUUGGUUUUCUUGUGACUGGUAUGAACUCAAGUAAGGAUAUUUCUGGAAACCUUGGCUUCCUGGACCAACAGAAGGCACUGACCUGGGUGCAAAUGAACAUUGCUAGCUUUGGUGGAGAUCCCAGAAAGGUCACUCUCUUUGGCCAGAGUGCUGGAGCACAGUCUGUGGGUCUUCAUCUGACUGUUAGAAGCAGUGAAAGCCUCUUCAAGCAAGCAAUCAUACACAGUCUGCCCUUCUCUCUGCCACUUAAAACCAAGAAGCAAGCUACUGUCAUUGGGAUACGAUUUCUAAAAAUUGCCGGAUGCCUGUUUGAGGAUAUGAAGUGCAUGUCGUCGCUGACAACUGAAAAGAUUCUUGAUGCCCAGAUAAAAGCAGAUAAAGAAAUCCACACUCCAUUAAGUAUGCUAGAAACCUUUCAGCCAUGGGGACCAGUUAUCGAUGGAGAAGUUAUCGAAGAGCAGACAUUUAAUGCCUUUGCAAAGGGCAUGUGGCAGAAGCACAAACCUGUCAUGGCUGGCAUUACAUCUGAAGAAGCUAACCUGUUUGUAUAUGAACUGCUGUCAGAGCCACUUUCUAGAGGAUUGUAUGUUGCUUACCUUUUAGCUGCUUUCAACAUUCACACUCCAUUGGUUCUACUUCGUUACCCACCUCAGAAAGGUCAGGACCAGCGCCUUCUCCUUUCACAGGUAGUCUCAGACUAUGCACUUACUUGCCCAAAUCGUCGAGCCAUGAGGGACAUGGCUGAAUCUGGAGCCUCUUCCUGGCUUUACAUUUUUAGCCAAGUGGCAUCUAUAGCAAGUGCCUGGGGAAAUAAGACCUACUGCUACCAACAUGCCUGCCAUGGCUCAGACAUGCCUUUCCUUUGGAAUACUUGCAGCCUGAUAAAUCUUACUUUCACUUCUGAGGAGAGGACACUAGCAGACAGCAUGGCCUGUUUCUGGGGUAAUUUUGCACAUUAUGGCCAGCCCAAUCCACAAUCCAGCAAUAUUGUAAUUAAACGUCCUGCAUCAUCAAGGGGAGAUCUAUCCCAUUCUACAAAUUACAGCAACAAACUACCUGUUUGCUCAAAGCUAAACCAAUCAGUCUAUUGGCCACAAUACUCAUUGCAAAAUGCAUGGCUUUUUAUGAACCUCACAGUCAACUUAAAUGUAACAAAGGAAUUCCGUAAGAAAUUUUGCACCUUCUGGGAUGCUUUUGUGCCAUACUGAAUCCCAAAUGUUAGAGCAUUUGUAAAAGUUUCAUCUUUUUCAUAGCAAAUAAGAUUUAGAUAUAUACAUGGUAGCAUAGUCUUCUUUAAAUUUCUUUUUACUGUUAUUACAUGCCAUUAUCAAUUCAGAAAGUGUUUAGACCCAUUUACUUUUCCACAUUUUGCUCUGUUACAGCCUUGUGAUAAAAAUGAUUUAAUUAUUUUAAUUUCAAAUGUACCUGAUAAUUUUUACAAAUUUCAUAUUAAAAAAAAAAUGUGCAUCCCACUGUAAGACUACAUGCCUACCAAUGCACUGGUGUCCUGCCCAGGGUUCUCUGCUUCUUGCAAUCAAUGCUGCAGAUUCUUCAGUACCCUGGAAGGAUUAAGACUAGUACUGGUGGAAGAGUAGUCUACACCGGCAUACUGUAGCUGACUUCAAAAUGGAUUAAUUAAAUUUGUGGCACUACCAAAGUGUACUUGUGCUUUUUAUUGUUUUCAGCAUCACCUGUUCCAAGAAGGCGACACCUGUACAAUCAGAUCAUAUUUGCAGUUAUGCCACUGCACAGGCAUCAUUUUUCAUGAUCAUGCAGAAGGAAGGCGUUAAACCACAGUUUUCCAUGUAAAUUGCCAGUGUGGAUACAAUAAUGCACUGUGCUUGCCAAAAUGCAGUAGGUGUAGUCUUUUUUCAUUGUGAGUAAUAAAAUGGCAGAUAAUGGCGUACCAUUCCUGGCCUGUGAAAUAGUAGAGACUGUGUAUUGUAAUCCCAUGCAACAAUUUGAAGUACUGUACAUGAUAAUAAAGGAUGUCAGGUUAAAAGCACUUAUAGGAUCAACAACAUUUGCAUAUAUA